AAUGAUAAUGAUAAUAAUAAUAACAAUUUAAAAAGAACAUUGGCAUGCCCGUUGGUAGUAGUUGAGUCUCCAUGUCUAUAAGGUUUCGCCUUUUGCUAUUCAAGGCUGUUAUAGUAGAAAGAGAGCCCAGGCCAGUCCAGCCUCACUAACCCAGCUUCAUUGUCCCUGACUGUCUUAUUUCAACUCAAGAUGAUCAUGGAGGGCAAACUCAGGUGAGAAUACCCGUGGGGGAGAAGAGGACAGAGAAUACAAACAACAGCAAACAGACUAGAUCUUAGAGUUUCCUCCUAAGUUGCCAGUGCCGCCUGCUUCGUGCUCUGGCUGGGUCUGUGGUGUCUGCUCUUCAAAUAGUCUUCCCUGGAGAAUGACCCCACAGGGACACCACACCUGGACUAUGAGAGCUUAAAAAAUGACAAAGGCAGACCCACUGGUAAACCAGGAAGAAGAGCAGGUUUUCUGUGGAGACCAAUCCUCUGGAGCGAGGGGCCCCUCCGGUACCUUAGUGUCAGUCCAGGUCUCUGGAAGCUUUUUGGGUGUGUUUUAAUUUACUGGGACCUCUAGGCUACAGCAAGGCAGAAUCACCUUCCCCACUCCUUGUGGUAUCUUUUUAUGACAGUCAUUCCACUAGGCCAGGCUCUCCCAAGUCUUGAUCCUGGACCCCCACACUGUACCAAACCAUUUCCAGCCACCCACCGUGCUCUCUUUAAGACCUUUCCCCAGGGUUGGGUGUGUUAGAUUUGGCCAAGUUAGGAUACUGAGUUCCUAGCUAAAGUCCAGGAGCCUAACACAAUCAGCCCUGAUCCUGUUUCUAAGAACUCUGCAAAUCCCCAGCCCUCAGGGCCAGGGAAAGCAAUUUUAUUGCCCAGGAGUUUAUGAGCCAGAGCCGCGGGUGGGGAGCCAAGCAGCAAGCAGAAUCCAGUAAAGAAAGCCCAGUUUGAACGUGCACAGAGAAAUCACUGGCUUCUCUCCACCCUAUAGAAGAAAUAAGGCUGCCAGGACACCUACGGGCUCCAGAUUCACUGUGGGCUUUGGAGGGGGGUGCGGGUGCAGAAGGAGGGGACAUGGGGCUCCCACCCAGCUCUAGGGGGCGGGUCCGAGACAGGGGGCCCAGAUCGGAAGCUGAGCACUGGUGGCCAAGGAGGUUGUAGAGCCAAGAGCAGCGGGAGGCGGGAUCGUUACAACCCGGCUUGCCAUGAACUCUGGACGCCAGCGCCGGACACCCUUCAGCAUCGCAGACAUCCUAGGCCCGAGCAUGAUUCCCAGAGCACCUUCUGCGCCACAGCUUCCCGAGGCCAGCCCUGAUCCCGCGUCUCCGCUGUGUGCGCUGGAGGAGCUGACAAGUAAAACAUUCCUGGGCCAUGACCCCUGCGCUCUGCAGCCUUUUGAAGGCAGAGUCACCCCAGAGGCGCCGCCGCCGGGUUCUGGCGCCGGUGUCCGGAGACGCCGCAAGUCUCGUACAGCGUUCACUGCACAGCAGGUGCUGGAGCUGGAGCGGCGAUUCGUCUUCCAGAAGUACUUGGCACCGUCAGAGCGCGACGGACUGGCUGCGCGACUGGGCUUGGCCAAUGCCCAAGUGGUCACUUGGUUCCAGAACCGUCGCGCCAAGCUCAGGCGGGAUGUAGAGGAGAUGCGCGCCGAUGUGGCCUCUCUAUGCGCGUUGUCCCCGGGAGUCCUGUGCCACCUGACACUGCCAGACAGCGUUUCAAGCCCUGACCCUGGCCCUACAGGACCUAAUUCUGAGCCCCAUUUAUCGGAUGAAGAGAUACAGGUGGACGACUGAAAGAAAAGCCCCCGCCAGCCCUGGAUUCCAGGGCCCCGGACUCUUCACCUCUGCUAGGACCCUUGUCUGGGUUCCCGGGUGGAGGGGAGAGACCCAUUUAGCCCUGUUAUGUCCCUCAGUCCACACUCCUACUUUUUUUUACUCGUUGAGAAUAAAACCUCCGCUCUGCAGCAAGGCGCUUCAAUCUGGGAUGUCCGCAGCCCAAACCAACGCAAUCUCCUACUCACUGGGAAAUUGCUUCUGCUGCUUGUGGUUCCUUUAAAACGUGGUGCUUCUUUUAGCCCAGGUAGCAACCUUAAAAGGCAGGUGUCUGGCUCUGCUCAUCUUCCAAAAGAAUCUUGAGGUCAGGAUUUGGACUCGGGCAUCAGCUACCCUUCAGAGAUCCUACUGUCUCUCC
This is a messenger RNA of Alexandromys fortis (reed vole), 2177 nucleotides long. RefSeq names its product ladybird homeobox 2 (gene Lbx2). Lineage: Eukaryota; Metazoa; Chordata; Mammalia; Rodentia; Cricetidae. Gene Ontology annotation, cellular component: nucleus. The coding region runs from base 1193 to 1780 and encodes 195 amino acids. Gene Ontology annotation, molecular function: DNA-binding transcription factor activity, RNA polymerase II-specific; sequence-specific double-stranded DNA binding. The record is from RefSeq and is a predicted model, not a curated record. The transcript is spliced from 2 exons. Gene Ontology annotation, biological process: regulation of transcription by RNA polymerase II.